Molecule: messenger RNA, 2804 nt
Organism: Chenopodium quinoa (quinoa)
Lineage: Eukaryota; Viridiplantae; Streptophyta; Magnoliopsida; Caryophyllales; Amaranthaceae
Exons: 6
Coding region: 653-1675 (340 amino acids)
Molecular function (GO): RNA binding
Source: RefSeq, a predicted model, not a curated record
GGGUGGGGGUGGGGGUGGGGGUGUGGUGGCAGCCGCUGGGUAUGGGUGGGUUUGUGGGGUUUUUAUUUUUUUGUUUUUUUUUAAAAAAAAAAUAAUUUAAGCCAAUCAUACGCUGACACGUGGCUAGGUAACCUGCUACAUCAGGUUAGAUGACCUGUUGGGUGCAACGAAAAUUAAUACCCCCUAAAGUUGGGUGCAAUAGAUAAUAAACGAAAGUUGAGAUUAUUUUCGGCGGACGAGGCAAAGUUCAGAUUAAUGGGAGCAAUUUUUCCAAAAAAAAUCCUCUUGUUAUGUUUUGUUGGAUUAGAUGGAGGAAUUCAAUCCCAAUAUACGCAAGCUGUCAGUCUUACUCUCUCCGUCCCUAAAUUACAUUUCUACUUUUAGCAUUUAUCCUCACAUAAUAAUAGAGAGAAAUAGGAACGUAAUUGAGGUUUAGAGGAAGUAUCAAUGCUUUAUCAUCCUAAUCAGGGUGGAAAUGCCCAAAUAACCAAAAACAAAGAAAAAAACGAAUAUUUGUUUACUCGUAUUUAGAUUGUUCAGUACUCCGUAUAUUACUACAUAACGGCUGACUGACUUCUCCCUUGGCUAACCAGCAACUCAGCAAGCAACUCUACACUCUGGCCCCUGUACGGCGUGAAUUAGAGCCAGAAUUAUGAUGCAGGCACUGUGUAGAACAACUAAUCGCACUUUCUUCAACUCACUCCAUUUUUAUUCUAUUCUACGGGGUUCAUCACAAACGAACAAUUUAUCUCAUUAUUCAUCAAAUUUUCAUACUUAUUUGCAAUACCAAUCAAAGGGUAUCUUUACUAAGCAAUUGGAAUCUAAUGUAAACUGGAUUUCUCAGGGUGUUACUAGAUUGUUGAGUGUUAGGAAGUUGAGCAAUGAAUCUGUUGUUGGUGUAAAGGAUGAUAAUGGUGUUGUUAGGUUUUCUUUCGGCGAUUCGCCUUGUCGAAAGGGUGAUGCUAGGGUUGCUGCUGAAGAAGGUAAGGGGAUGAUGGUGAGAAAGAAAAAGAAGUCAAAGAAGGCUAAGGUGAAUGAAUUGAGGCUUUACCGGCUUAUGGCGAAGAAGAAGAUGAAAUCGUCGAAUCCUGAAGUUAGGAUUAGAUAUAAACUGGAAAAGGCAAAGCGAAAGGAAGCUUGGCUGAUUGAGAAGUUGAGAAAAUUUGAGUUACCUAAGGCUCCAGCUGAAACACAUGAUCCUGAAAGUUUAACAGAGGAAGAGAAAUUUUAUUUGAAACGCACUGGUGAGAAAAAGAAAAAUUAUGUUCCUGUUGGAAGACGAGGAGUCUUUGGGGGAGUUGUGCUUAAUAUGCAUUUGCAUUGGAAAAAGCAUGAAACAGUUAAGGUUGUUUGCAAACCUUGUAAGCCUGGGCAGGUUCAUGAAAUUGCGGAAGAGCUUGUUCGGCUGAGCAGAGGUAUUGUCAUUGACAUAAAGCCUGACAACACUAUAAUAUUUUACCGGGGAAAAAAUUAUGUGCAGCCAGAUGUUAUGUCUCCUCCUGAUACACUGUCAAAGGCAAAGGCUUUGGAGAAGUAUCAGUAUGAACAGUCCCUUGAGCAUACAAGUCAAUUCAUUGAAAAGUUGGAGAAGGAGCUGGAAGAGUAUCAUGAACACCUUGCUCAGUACAAUAGAGGGAAAAAUAAUGCAUCAAAAGAUUCUACUACACUUGAUUGAUGUGCCUUUACCAAUUCCCAGGCUGGGGCUGCUACUAGAAGAUGUUUUGAUGUAGGCAAAAUCUGCUCUUGGAGGACCAUUAUCGAUGGAUUUGAUGCUCCUUGUUAGCAAUAGAAGAAUUGGCCAAAAUGAAGCUUUUUCGAGACCUUUUGGCUCAUUUGAUACACGGUUGUGGGUUAGGGGGAAUCAUACUGAGUUAGUGUAUUAUUUUUGGUAGUAAGUCCCAGGUUGAUGUCUUAAUUGUGGCAUCUCUGCUACCAAACAUGUAUGAAUUGUCAUUGAUCUUAUUUUUUCAACAGAUGCUCACACGUCUGGGUGGUAAUAAGUGAAAAUGGAAAUUAGUUCCGGCAACUUGUUAGUGGAGAUGCAAUGUAAUGGGCAUUCACUUGGACUUUCCAUGUAAAAUGUACGAGCACAUUUCACGAAUAAGUGCUUGCUCAAUGGCGUAUCAAAUGAGCGGUUAGUGUACCGUGGAGGAAGAAAUUGAUGAUUGAGAGUCAAGCAUAAUGCUGAAAGAUGGAGAUGCUUCUACAGCCCCAUGCCUUAAGAAUGGACCUGGCUCAUAGAAGAAACUUUUGGUACACGAGAUGGAGACUUGUACUGACUGGUUCAUGAUCCAGGCUGUAUCCUAACUCAGAGUAGUCUAUUAUUCCAGGCCGUAUGCAGCUGGACCUGGGCUAUUAUGUGGAAGUGCAUCCAGUGCCUAUCUGGCUGUAUAACUGGGAGAAUUUUUUACUUGAUCCGUCAUCGUGACUAAAUAUUGGUCUCUUAAUGGUCUGCAUGCUUGAUUAUGCAAUUGGAAACAAUUCACCCCACUAUCUAAUAUGAUGAGGAGCCUUUUGGGUUUCUACACAGACAUUGUCCCUGGAGAGCUGAACUGCCGAAGUACUUGGUUAUGCUCAUGGAUGAUAAUCUAAGUUUCCGCGGAUGCUAUAUGCUUGAUUUUUAUCCUAUUGUGUGGUAUAAACUCUAGAGUUUGUCUAGCUUUCUGCCAAUGUAUAAUGCUGUUAGUGGUCCAGUAGUCUAUGAAACAAUAGUAGGAGUGUAGGACUGCGAAUUAUAUCGAGGAAGGCGGAACUAACUCUUAUCUCUUAUGCCUAAUAAAUGUUCCAACGUAACAUUCUCUUAA